AUGCAAGUGGUGAAGGCACGACUCCAGCGCUGGGUGAAGGCCACGGGAAUCCUUGGAGAGCUUCAGAUUGGUUUCCGGCAGGGACGUCGCAUAGAGGACAUUCUCUUUGUCAUCACGCAAAGCAUUGAGCUGGCGCUCCAGGCCGGGGACCCAUUGUAUGUGGCUUUCCUGGACAUAGCUAAGGCCUAUGAUUGUGUGGACCGAGAGAUCCUCUGGAAGAUACUGGCAGAGAUGGGCCUGGCUGACGAAGAUCGCGUACUGCUUCAGGCAAUCUACAGCGAUGUGGUGGCAGAGGUGGAGUGGGAUGGCCUUAAGACUGCACAGGUAGAAAUGCCUUGA
Molecule: messenger RNA, 339 nt
Organism: Dermacentor silvarum
Lineage: Eukaryota; Metazoa; Arthropoda; Arachnida; Ixodida; Ixodidae
Exons: 1
Coding region: 1-339 (112 amino acids)
Source: RefSeq, a predicted model, not a curated record